AUGGCCCACCCCAGAUCUCACCGCGCUUGCGCACGUUCUGUUUGCUUCGCCGCAAAGCGACGGGUGACCUUGAGACUCGUGUUGCCGUCGCGUAAGCUGUCAGUGGCUGUCUCUGCGGCUGCGUGGCGGGUUGUCCAGUUGCGCGUCAGGCAGUUGAAGCACCUGAGGACCCUGCUGAGCUCUCAGGAUGGAGCUGCAAAGGUGACUUGCAUGGCAUGGUCCCAGAACAAUGCCAAAUUUGCUGUCUGCACAGUGGACCGAGUGGUAUUGCUGUAUGAUGAACAUGGAGAACGGAGAGAUAAAUUCUCCACCGAACCAGCUGACAUGAAGGUAAAGAGUGUAUUCACCUAUGUGGUGAAGGGCAUGGCUUUUUCUCCUGAUUCCACUAAAAUUGCCAUAGGACAGACUGACAACAUCAUCUGUGUCUACAAGAUUGGAGAAGAUUGCUCCUUUGAAUUUGCUUUUGAACUCUCUCGGCUGGCCCUCAAGCACAAAACCCCCGAGAUCCAUCUCAAAUACGCCAUGUACCUGGAGGAUGAGGGUAAAUUGGAAGAGGCUGAAGCUGAAUUCAUCAGAGCUGGUAAACCCAAGGAAGCAGUCCUCAUUGUCGCAGAGGUGCUUGUGGGACAAGCCCGGAGGGCCUUGGAGGAGAAGGACUUUCAGAAAGCAGAAGGGCUGCUGCUCCGGGCCCAGAGACCAGGCCUGACUCUCAAUUAUUAUAAGGAGGCUGGAUUAUGGAGUGACGCAUUGCGGAUCUGCAAGGACUAUGUGCCCGGCCAGCUGGAGGCUCUGCAGGAGGAGUAUGAGCGGGAAGCUACUAAGAAGGGGGCCAGGGGUGUGGAGGGACUCGUGGAACAAGCUCGACACUGGGAGCAGGCUGGAGAGUACAGUCGCGCCGUGGACUGCUACCUCCGAGUGCGAGACUCUGGAAACAGCGGCCUGAUGGAGAAGUGCUGGAUGAAGGUGAGGGCAGCAGGCUCUUUCUGGCCCUCCUCCUUCCUAGGCCUCCAUUCACACUCAGCUUCCCUUCUCACAUCUGCAGCUGUCUCCUCUGUGUCUUUUCCUUUUCAGUCAGGUAGCAGGAAUCUGUAG
This is a messenger RNA of Saimiri boliviensis boliviensis (Bolivian squirrel monkey), 1092 nucleotides long. NCBI's taxonomy places the organism in Eukaryota, Metazoa, Chordata, Mammalia, Primates, Cebidae. The record is from RefSeq and is a predicted model, not a curated record.